Molecule: messenger RNA, 1358 nt
Organism: Danaus plexippus (monarch butterfly)
Lineage: Eukaryota; Metazoa; Arthropoda; Insecta; Lepidoptera; Nymphalidae
Product: beta-ureidopropionase-like
Exons: 1
Coding region: 95-1264 (389 amino acids)
Molecular function (GO): beta-ureidopropionase activity
Source: RefSeq, a predicted model, not a curated record
CGAGUGCAUCUAGUGAAGUCGCUUGGGUAUUUAAAGGCACGUUCUGUGUAGGGAGCUUAGUCGUUAACGCCUGCUCUAUAGCGGAUAACUCAAGAUGGACGGUGAAACACAGAGCCUCGAAUCCAUCAUCAACACGAACCUCGGGGGAAAAGACCUUGAGGAGUUCAACAGAAUCUAUUACGGAAGAAAAAAUCAUCAUGAGGUAGACCUAAAGGAGUCCUCGAUCGCCGCCGCCAAGGACAACGAUUUCGAAAUCGCUGCUUACGCCUUCCCCGCGAAAAAGGAAUCCACACGACCACCGAGGAUCGUGAAGGUGGCCGUCAUUCAGCACUCCAUCGCCGUGCCGACCGACCGGCCCGUCAACGAACAGAAAAAUGCCAUACUCGCCAAGGUGAAGAAGAUCAUAGACGUGGCCGGUCAGGAGGGUGUCAACAUCUUGUGCUUUCAAGAACUAUGGAACAUGCCCUUCGCUUUCUGCACCAGGGAGAAGCAGCCGUGGUGCGAGUUCGCGGAGUCCGCGGAGGACGGGCCCACCACACGCUUCCUGCGCGAGCUCUGCAUCAAGUACGCGAUGGUCAUCGUAUCAUCCAUACUGGAACGUGAUGAGAAGCACGCCGACAUCAUAUGGAACACGGCGGUCGUGAUCAGCGACACCGGCAGUGUGAUCGGAAAACACAGGAAGAAUCACAUCCCCAGGGUAGGCGACUUCAACGAGUCCAACUAUUACAUGGAGGGUAACACCGGCCACCCGGUGUUUGCGACGCGGUACGGUAAAAUAGGCAUCAACAUCUGCUUUGGACGUCACCACGUCCUGAACUGGAUGAUGUUCGGGCAGAACGGAGCGGAAAUAGUGUUCAACCCAUCAGCCACGAUCGCCGCUGAGGCCGGCAGCGAGUACAUGUGGAACAUCGAGGCGAGGAACGCCGCUAUAACCAACUGCUACUUCACGGCUGCGAUUAACAGGGUCGGAUACGAGGAGUUCCCGAAUGAGUUCACCUCCGCUGAUGGUAAACCGGCCCACAAGGAUUUGGGUUUGUUCUACGGGUCCAGCUACUUCUGUGGUCCGGACGGCGUCAGGUGCCCUGGACUGUCGCGUAAUAGAGACGGGCUCCUGAUAGCGGUCGUGGACCUCAAUAUGAACAGGCAGAUCCGAGAUCGGCGCUGUUACUACAUGACACAACGCCUGGACAUGUACGUGGAGAGCCUCAAGAGAGUGCUGGACCUGGACUUCAAGCCACAGGUCGUCAAUGAAACAGAAAAAUGAAAAAUAUAUUCAAUAAAAUAACAUACAAACUUUGUAUUCUUGUUAGAUGUGUAUGUUUCCUUCGAAUGAAAUAAAAUUUAUGAAAAAUAACAAA